Cylas formicarius (sweet potato weevil) is the source of this 1749-nucleotide messenger RNA. RefSeq names its product inward rectifier potassium channel irk-1-like. Lineage: Eukaryota; Metazoa; Arthropoda; Insecta; Coleoptera; Brentidae. Gene Ontology annotation, cellular component: plasma membrane. Gene Ontology annotation, biological process: potassium ion import across plasma membrane; regulation of monoatomic ion transmembrane transport. Gene Ontology annotation, molecular function: inward rectifier potassium channel activity. The record is from RefSeq and is a predicted model, not a curated record. The transcript is spliced from 6 exons. The coding region runs from base 95 to 1417 and encodes 440 amino acids.
UAGACAAACAAGUACUUGAAAGGAUCGGGACUAUCUACACGAAUUCAAUCUUAUCAUUUGGUUUUACGAUGGGCAAUAUUUUUAAGUGUUGUUAAUGAAUGCGGGUAGUCUGUACGACGCUGUAAGAGAUCAGUACAUCGAGGUGGAGUUCGAUGAGUUUUCCGAGAGCGAAGGGGAGGAAGAAUUAACACCGACUGAUACUAUACGAUUCUUGAAUCCUUUGCUUGUACUGAGAAGGCAAAAAACUAGACGAAAAUCCAGAGCCAGUUUCUUAAAUUUCGUCCAUCUGACGAGGAUAGUGAGAAAAUCGGGCCGCCUCAACACAUUUCUGACCCAAUUGCCCAACAAAAAUCUGUCUUACAUAAGGGAUUUGGGCAACACAUUGCUGACACUCCGAUGGAGAUGGAUCCUCUUGACCCUUUAUCUGGUAAACUUUACUUGUUUUGUGAUAUUCAGUUGGCUGUGGAUGCUGCUGGCCAUGGUUAGCGGUGAUUUCAACGAAGGCACGAGAGCUAAGGGCACGUGUAUCGUCAAUGCCCAUACGUUCACAGGAUACCUUCUCUUGAGUAUAGAAACCAUGACAACUAUAGGAUACGGGUACAGAUAUCCUACGGAGCACUGUACCGGCGGUUGGGUAUUAUUAUUAUUCCAGACGCUUUUGAGUGUGUUUGUGCAGGGAGCUUUGGUCAGUGUGGUUUACGUCAAGACCUCGAAACCUUUCACGAACAUAUCUUCGUCGCUGUUUAGCAAACGAGCAGUGAUUUGUUUGAGGGACGGGAAGCUUCGCUUCGUUUUUCGCAUUCACGACUUUUCGCGAAAAAUUUGGUGCGGCACCAAUAUAUCCCUCUACUUUAUCGACAAAGAGUCGGACCAUGUAGACGCCGAAUUCGAAAUGCAACAAAUGGCCAUCGAGCCUCACGGCCUUCUAAUCUUUCCGCUGGAAAUUGAACAUGUUAUUGACGAAGACAGUCCCCUGUGGAAGUUUAGGCCCUUGGAAAUUUUACAGGCAAGGUUUGAAAUAGUUGCUGUAGCCGAAGGAAGUUCAACGAUAACAGGUCAAGUGUCCCAAAACCGAACUUCAUAUUCUCACUCCGAUAUUAUGUGGGGACACAGAUUCAAACAAUGUGUAGAAUACAACGACAAUAAAAGGGCCUACAUCGUGGACUACAAAAAAUUCAAGCAAACUGUACCGUUUGACACGCCCCUUUGCAGCGCGAGGAAACUUGCCGAACUGCAGAGACGGAAUCUGACGGACUUUGGCGGCGAGUUGGCCAAAAACAGACCAGAAGGCGGUCCGUUAAACUCCAAGCAAAUUUGGGAAGCGGUGAAAUCGAAAGAGGAACGUAUACCUCAGGUAUUUUACAAGUUGUUUCAUAAGGAAAGUGUAAAUAAUUUUCAAGACAAUGUUAAUUACUGAACUGUAAUUAGGUAGAAAAUCGCGCAGUGAGCCAGGACUUUGGCACAUUAAAAUGAGUACAAUGCUUCAUGGGCUACUGUAAUAUUAUUUCCUAAUCUUCUGGACGCCUGUUGUUCAUGAAUCGUACUUGCUGCCGUUUCGCAAAUCGUCCUGUUGGCUUCUUCGCAGCUUAAUUGGUGAAGGUAAAGACCUCACAUGCGGUAGGAUGGUUUGGUUGUUUAGAGAUUUCUAUGGAUUCUUCGUUAUUUUUUUGGUAGAAGAAUUGAUUACAUGUAAGAAUUUUAGUUAUGUCGAAUAAGAUUUUCAUAAUUAUAUUCUGCAAUUAUUGAUGA